AUGUGGUUUGCAAAAACAUUCAAUUCACUAAUAUUACCUGAUUUAAGGUACAAUUUAGUAAAUGAGAUUCAAUUUUAUAGUGUUUUUUCACCAACUUAUAAAAAACCAAUCUAUGGAAAAGAAAACCAAAAAGUAUUUUUUGAGAGAUACAAAGGAAAAAAUAUAUUGCGUUCAAAAAUCAAACCAUCAAGUAGUUCUGAGACAUGCUCCGAAUUUUAUGAUGCAUUAGUUUGCAAAUUUACAAAUCAUAUUAUGAGGGAAGGUAAGAAACAAAUAGCUAAAAAACUAGUAGCAGAUACUUUUGAAAAUAUUAAAAUAAUGCAACUGCAAAAAUAUUACAAUGCUUCACUUGAUAACCAAAAAAAUAUUAUAUUGGAUCCAAAAAAAAUAUUACAUGAAGCUGUAAAUAAUUGUUUACCUAUUUUACACUUACAAAAAAUAAUGAAAGUUAAAUUAUCAUAUAAGGUUCCUGUACCAGUGGAUAAAAACAGAGCUGUAUUUUUAUCUAUGAAUUGGCUAAUUAAAGCUGCACAAGAUAAAGGAAAUGCUGAAAAAUUUGGCGAUGUAAUGGCACAGGAACUCAUUAAUGCUGCGCAAAACAAAGGUAAAGCUGUUAAAAAAAUGUAUGAUUUACAUAAGCAAUGUGAAGCAAAUCGAGCCUAUGCACAUUAUAGAUGGAUAUAA
Molecule: messenger RNA, 684 nt
Organism: Eufriesea mexicana
Lineage: Eukaryota; Metazoa; Arthropoda; Insecta; Hymenoptera; Apidae
Gene: mRpS7
Product: mitochondrial ribosomal protein S7
Exons: 5
Coding region: 1-684 (227 amino acids)
Biological process (GO): translation
Molecular function (GO): structural constituent of ribosome; RNA binding
Source: RefSeq, a predicted model, not a curated record